Molecule: messenger RNA, 165 nt
Organism: Pediculus humanus corporis (human body louse)
Lineage: Eukaryota; Metazoa; Arthropoda; Insecta; Psocodea; Pediculidae
Exons: 2
Coding region: 1-165 (54 amino acids)
Source: RefSeq, a predicted model, not a curated record
AUGAUAUUACCGCAGGUUAAACGUUAUUGCCCAGGUUGUGGAAUCAGACAAACCAUUUUUGAUGAAAAAGGAAGAAAGAAAGCGAUCGAGGCUAAAAAAAUGUUAAAAAGGAUUAUGCGAGGAGGUAUGAGAAGGGAAAGGGAUGAGGAGGGCAGGGACGGAUAA